Molecule: messenger RNA, 4430 nt
Organism: Labrus bergylta (ballan wrasse)
Lineage: Eukaryota; Metazoa; Chordata; Actinopteri; Labriformes; Labridae
Gene: sf3b1
Product: splicing factor 3b, subunit 1
Biological process (GO): spliceosomal complex assembly
Cellular component (GO): U2-type prespliceosome; U12-type spliceosomal complex; U2 snRNP
Molecular function (GO): mRNA binding
Source: RefSeq, a predicted model, not a curated record
AUCGACGAAGAAGAAGGAAAAGAAGGAAGUGUGGAUUAUCCCAGCUUCCGGUUGCAGAGUCGAACAACCAGCACCAAAAUGGCGAAGAUCGCCAAAACGCACGAAGAUAUUGAGGCCCAGAUCCUGGAGAUCCAGGGGAUGAAGGCCACCCUGCUGGAGGAAGGAGAUCAGGGAGUCGGCCUUGAUUCGACUGGAUUUUUUGACCAGGAGAUCUAUGGAGGAAGUGACAGUCGUUUUGCUGGAUAUGUCACAUCUAUUGCGGCAAAUGAACAGGAGGAAGAUGAAGAAGAAGAUUCAUCAACAAGCUUACUGGGACAGAAGAAGCCAGGGUACCAUGCACCAGUGGCAAUUCUCAAUGCCAUUCCUCAGCCAGACGAGCAAUAUGACCCAUUUGCAGAGCAUCGUCCUGCGAAGAUCGCUGAGCGUGAAGAUGAAUACAAAGCACGACGCAGACAGAUGAUCAUCUCACCUGAGCGUCAUGACCCUUUUGCAGACGGGGGCAAAACACCGGACCCCAAGAUGCAGAUCAGGUCGUACGUGGACGUCAUGUUGGAGCAAAACCUGUCCAAAGAGGAGAGGGAGAUUCGUCUGCAGCUGGCAGAGAAGGCCAAAUCUGGGGACCUGAAAGUGGUCAACGGUUCCGCUGCAAGCCAAGCUGCCGCAAAACGUAAGCGUCGCUGGGACCAGACAGCGGACCAAACCCCGACUAAUACUACACCUAAAAAGAUGUCCAGCUGGGACCAGGCAGACAAUGCGUCUGAGACUCCAGGACACACCCCUGCACACACACCUUCAAACAGCCGAUGGGACGAAACCCCCGGCCGCGCUAAAGGCAGUGAAACCCCUGGAGCCACCCCGAGUACACGCAUGUGGGACCCCACCCCCAGCCACACACCUGCCGGUGCUGCCACUCCUGGCAGGGACACACCAGGCCAUGCUACACCCGGACACGGUGGAGCCACAGGAAGCGUCCGCAAGAACCGCUGGGACGAGACGCCUAAGACGGAAAGAGAGACCCCGGGACACGGGAGCGGCUGGGCUGAAACGCCACGCACAGACAGAGGAGACGAGUCGGUGGGCGACACUCCGACUCCAGGGGCCAGUAAGAGAAAGUCUCGGUGGGAUGAAACUCCUGCGAGUCAGAUGGGAUCCUCAACGCCACUUAUGACCCCGGGGAAAACUCCGAUAGGAACGCCAGCUAUGAACAUGGCCACCCCAACACCAGGUCAUCUGAUGAGCAUGACCCCAGAGCAGCUGCAGGCGUGGAGGUGGGAGAGAGAAAUCGACGAGAGGAACCGCCCUCUCACAGAUGAGGAGCUUGAUGCCAUGUUUCCAGAGGGAUACAAGGUCUUACCUCCACCCGCAGGCUACGUGCCAAUCCGAACUCCGGCUCGUAAGCUCUCAGCCACUCCCACUCCUAUCGGCGGCAUGACAGGCUUCCACAUGCAGGUCGAGGACCGCACCACCAAACAGAUGAACGACCAGCCUUCAGGAAACCUCCCCUUCCUCAAACCUGACGACAUCCAGUAUUUCGACAAGCUGUUGGUCGAGGUGGAUGAGUCCACGCUGAGCCCCGAGGAGCAGAAAGAGAGGAAGAUCAUGAAGCUGCUGCUGAAGAUAAAAAAUGGGACGCCACCCAUGAGGAAGGCUGCUCUGCGUCAGAUCACAGAUAAGGCUCGUGAGUUCGGAGCAGGACCCCUCUUCAACCAAAUCCUGCCUCUACUGAUGUCGCCAACUCUGGAGGACCAGGAGCGCCAUCUGCUAGUUAAAGUCAUUGACCGCAUUCUCUACAAACUGGACGACCUGGUUCGACCAUACGUACACAAGAUUCUGGUGGUGAUCGAGCCGCUGCUGAUCGAUGAGGACUACUACGCCCGAGUGGAAGGCAGAGAGAUCAUCUCUAACUUGGCAAAGGCUGCAGGUUUGGCUACAAUGAUCUCCACGAUGCGACCCGAUAUCGACAACAUGGACGAGUACGUGAGAAACACCACAGCCCGAGCCUUUGCCGUGGUGGCGUCCGCUCUCGGUAUUCCCUCCCUCCUGCCUUUCCUCAAAGCAGUGUGCAAAAGUAAGAAGUCCUGGCAGGCUCGGCACACAGGCAUCAAGAUCGUGCAGCAGAUCGCCAUCCUGAUGGGCUGCGCCAUUCUGCCCCACCUCCGCAGCUUGGUGGAGAUUAUUGAACACGGUCUGGUGGACGAGCAGCAGAAGGUCAGGACCAUCAGCGCCCUGGCUAUAGCUGCUCUGGCCGAGGCUGCAACUCCGUACGGUAUCGAAUCCUUUGAUUCUGUCCUCAAGCCGCUGUGGAAGGGUAUCAGACAGCACAGAGGAAAGGGUCUGGCUGCUUUCCUGAAAGCUAUCGGCUACCUGAUCCCCCUGAUGGACGCCGAGUAUGCAAACUACUACACCAGAGAGGUGAUGCUGAUCCUCAUCAGAGAGUUCCAGUCCCCUGACGAGGAGAUGAAGAAGAUUGUACUUAAGGUGGUGAAGCAGUGUUGUGGCACUGAUGGUGUUGAAGCAAACUACAUAAAGACUGAGAUCCUGCCCCCCUUCUUCAAGCACUUCUGGCAGCACAGGAUGGCUCUGGACAGACGCAACUACAGACAGUUGGUGGACACCACAGUCGAGCUGGCCAACAAGGUGGGAGCAGCAGAGAUCAUUUCUCGUAUCGUUGAUGACCUGAAAGAUGAGGCUGAGCAGUACAGAAAGAUGGUGAUGGAAACCAUUGAGAAAAUCAUGGGAAACCUGGGCGCAGCCGACAUCGACCACAAGCUGGAGGAGCAGCUGAUCGACGGUAUCCUGUACGCCUUCCAGGAGCAGACGACAGAGGACUCUGUGAUGCUGAAUGGUUUCGGCACCGUGGUUAACGCCCUCGGGAAACGCGUGAAGCCCUACCUGCCUCAGAUCUGCGGUACAGUGCUGUGGCGUCUGAACAACAAGUCUGCUAAAGUCCGUCAGCAGGCCGCUGAUCUGAUCUCACGUACAGCCGUGGUCAUGAAGACCUGCCAGGAGGAAAAGCUGAUGGGUCACUUGGGUGUGGUGCUGUACGAGUACCUGGGAGAGGAAUACCCCGAGGUGCUGGGAAGCAUCCUUGGAGCGCUGAAGGCCAUCGUUAAUGUUAUUGGUAUGCACAAGAUGACUCCACCUAUCAAAGACCUGCUCCCUCGUCUGACCCCGAUCCUGAAGAACAGACACGAGAAAGUGCAGGAGAAUUGUAUCGACCUGGUUGGCAGGAUAGCCGACAGGGGUGCUGAGUACGUGUCAGCCAGAGAGUGGAUGAGGAUUUGUUUUGAACUGCUGGAGCUGCUGAAGGCUCACAAAAAGGCGAUCCGCAGAGCUACUGUCAACACAUUUGGUUACAUCGCCAAAGCCAUUGGCCCUCACGAUGUCUUAGCCACGCUUCUCAAUAAUUUGAAAGUCCAGGAGCGUCAGAACAGAGUCUGUACCACCGUGGCCAUCGCCAUCGUCGCUGAGACUUGCUCGCCGUUCACCGUGCUGCCGGCACUCAUGAACGAAUACCGUGUCCCAGAACUCAACGUGCAGAACGGCGUGCUGAAAUCUCUCUCCUUCCUGUUUGAGUACAUCGGAGAGAUGGGCAAAGACUACAUCUACGCCGUCACACCGCUGCUGGAGGAUGCACUCAUGGACAGAGACCUGGUCCAUAGACAGACAGCGAGCGCGGUGGUCCAGCACAUGUCAUUGGGUGUCUACGGCUUCGGCUGUGAGGACUCUCUGAAUCACUUGUUGAACUACGUUUGGCCCAACGUGUUUGAGACGUCACCUCAUGUGAUCCAGGCCGUCAUGGGCGCUCUGGAGGGGCUGAGGGUCGCCAUCGGACCCUGUCGCAUGCUGCAGUACUGCUUACAGGGCCUGUUCCAUCCGGCCAGGAAGGUGCGAGACGUUUACUGGAAGAUCUACAACUCGAUCUACAUCGGCUCGCAGGAUGCCCUCAUCGCUCACUACCCGCAGGUCAACAACGACGAGAAGAACAUCUACGUGCGCUACGAGCUUGAGUACUCUUUGUAAAUACGAUUUAAUACCCUUAAUUCUUUUCUCCUCUGCACUGUCGACUGAGUCAGGUUUUAGUUUUAGCUCAUUCAGCCCUUUUUUGACGCCACCUUCCCCGACCCUGAAACGAAAACAGAGCAUGAAAACUAGGAGAAACAAAAGAAAGGGACACUGUAGAGUCUGUAUGUAUUUUUUAUUUUUACUGUUUUUUGAGUGUCUCUGCGAGGAAAGGCUGAGGUCACACUGACCUCCAUUGAAGAUUACCGAGCAGUCGUCAUCACGAUGUUUUAAAUAUUUGGAUUAUGUUUUUCUUUUUUGUGUUCGGAUCAGUCUCAUGCUCCCUUCACACACCCCCCUCCCUCAUUUCCUCUGUUCUCAUUAGGUUGCUUUAUUUAACCAAAUAAAAUGUUUGUGUAUAAAAGUCA